Molecule: messenger RNA, 4158 nt
Organism: Boleophthalmus pectinirostris (great blue-spotted mudskipper)
Lineage: Eukaryota; Metazoa; Chordata; Actinopteri; Gobiiformes; Gobiidae
Product: XK-related protein 8-like
Exons: 3
Coding region: 170-1426 (418 amino acids)
Biological process (GO): engulfment of apoptotic cell; phosphatidylserine exposure on apoptotic cell surface; apoptotic process involved in development
Cellular component (GO): plasma membrane
Source: RefSeq, a predicted model, not a curated record
UUUGUCAGUGUGUUUCAGUGUACUUUGUCCUGUGCUUUACUCUGUACUCCUCUCUCUCUCUCUCUGUCUCUUCACCCAACUCCUCCUCUUAAGGCGGAGUUAUUCUGUACUUUUCACUGUCCUUUGCCCUGCUCUCUGCUCCAGUGUGUCCUUGUACCAUGAAUGAACCAUGGCUCACUUUGAGUUUCAGCGCUUGGACUUCUUCUUGACCAUCGGGGGGCUCGUGGCUCUGAUCCUGGACAUUAUCCUGGACGUGUACACGGCGCUCGACUUUUACAAUGACUGGGACUACAUACGUCUGGGCGCGUUUGUGUUUUUCCUCAUAGCUUCGUCUCUCCUGGUGCAGACCUACAGCUGGCUCUGGUACAAGUACGACGGCUUCGAGAUGAUCACAAACGUGGAGAAGAUCCCCAGUUUUAAGUCGCUCAAGGUGCUUCACAUUCUGCAGCUCGGGACGUACCUCAGACACAUGGGCGUGAUGGAGACGGCCAUCUGUAAGUACCUGCGUCUGAAGGGGGUGAAGACGUCCGGGCUGGACCCUGGCGACGCGGCGGUCUGUCUGAGUCACGACGUGGCGAUGCUGCGGAUCGUGGAGGCCUUCUCCGAGUCUCUGCCUCAGCUCGUGCUCAUGGUCACCACCCACAUCCAGAGGGGCCAGCUGCACGCCUUCCCAAUUCUUAAAGCCGUCGCCUCGGCCUUCUUCGUCUCCAUGACCGUGAUGUCAUAUCAUCGCUCGCUCCGUUCGUUCCUGAAGGACAAACAUGAGCAGACCAUCGCCGCCUCUGCCAUCUACCUGAUAUGGAACCUGCUCCUGAUCUCGGCCCGGGUCUCUGCUCUGGCCCUGUUCACCUCAGAGCUGCCCUGCUACAUCUGCACACACUUCCUCUGCUCGUGGUUCGUUCUUUUCAUCUUUGUGUGGUGCACUCAAACCAACUUCAUGAACAGUAAAGGAGGAGAGGUUUUGUACCGGGGGACUGUGGCUCUCAUCUGGUAUUUCAACUGGUUUAACGUGGUCAAAGGAGACACGUUACGGUGGACGAUUAUUUAUCACGGAUAUAUUGUGGCUGAUAUCACGCUGCUGUGGGGGUUGUGGUUUUGGAAAAUUAAUUCUGAUUUGACGAACUUUAACUAUGAACAUUUAAUUGCAUAUUUUUGCAUUUUAUUUUUCUACAUAAUCGGGAUUGGAGUUAAGUCAAUCUACUAUUACUGCUUCCACCCGAAAGUGACUUCAACAGACCUUCAGUGUGAAGAGGAUACGGUGGACAUCGUACCCUUACGUAGAGAUUCUCCUGAAGAAAGGGUCGAGGAUGUGCCUGAUAAUGGUAUUAUGUUUAGGAUGGCCACAGUCCAUACGCCUGGGAGGAGAGAACCAGGAGACAAAGUGAACAUGAGGAUGAGGAAACUAGCAGAAAAUUUCUACUCCUGAUCGGUCCUUGUGAAGUCAUUUACCAUUUGAAUGUAUUUUUUAUCGUUCUUGAAUACAAGAUGUGUGCUAAACUGUCAAUCUGCAGUUUAAUCCAGGGUUUAGAUGUUCUUUAACCCUAGGAGUCAAAGAGGAAGUUGGGAGCAGACUUUGACUCCUGACCGGUCACACUGAGGACAUGAGGCUGCAGUGACCCAGUGACUCAGUGACUCGGGGCAACAGGUUUAACACAAACAAACUUUAAGAGGAAAUGUCUGCUUAUUAUGGUUCAUAUCCCUUGUAUAUUAUAUUAGUUUUUCACAAUCUAUUCAGAAAGUGGUGCCAUUAUUUACAGAAGCCGAGAGGGGUCACAACAAACGCAAACGCCGCAACAAAUACAAAUGCGACAACACAAACGCAAAUGCCGCAACACAUUAAAAAGCCACAACACAUUAAAAAGCCACAACGGAAGUGACCGUGGGACUCUAUUUUCCGAUGGACCAAACUACAAUGUGAAAAUUAAAGGAACGGAGAAGUUGGAAACGUAAGUAAAAGUAAUUUAUUGUUUUAUCAUUAUUUGUUCCAUGUUGUAGUUCUUCUUCACUUGUCGCUUGAUUGGUCUGUUGGAAAAGAGAGUCCUGCGGUCACUUCCGUUGCGGCUUUUUUUUUGUUGUGUUGCCGCAACAAAUACAAAUGCGGCGUUUGCAUUUGUUGUGACCCCUCUCGGCUUCCGUAAUUAUUCAACCGCAAACACGUGAUUGUGGAGCCAAUCGUAAACAAACGAUGAGUAGUAGAGGUGUGCAAAAAUAUCAAAAUACUGAGAUAUUGAUAUACACUGUGGUACUAAAUGUUGAUCCAUGAGCUGUUUUAUCGAUACAUCGCCAAGAGUAUUUUUUGCCAUCUACAAUUUUUCUGCAUAUUUAGACAAAGGAAACUUUUGCAUGCAUUGUAAACUUGACAUAUUCUCUAUUUUUAUAAUUUAAAUAGAUUCCAUAUUAACCUUGGGGGGCAUAAAACAAAGGCAGUAAAUAGUUAUUGAUUUCAGUGAUAUUAAAAGGUUCAUUUUAAAGAUUUUAAAGCACAAAUUUAACAUAACAAAUUGGAACUAAAAUAUGGGAUUCAACUAAACUAAAUGAAAUCACACAAAACCAAAAUGAAUAAUGCAAAACCAAACGUUAAUCAAGCCAAACAACCAGUUGAAUCCCAGAUUUCAGUACCCAAAGUGUUAGGUGCUUUAGUAUUUUUGUUUUGUUUCUGUUUUUAGAUGUAAAGUGCUAAGGUGUGCGGCCUUAAAGUGCUCUGGACUAUUAGAUGUUUAAAGUGCAAGGUGGUACUGCAUUGCACUGUCCUCUAACACACAAACUACCCCAACGAAAACAUAUAUAAGCACUAUAACAACUACACUAACUACACUGAGAUAAAAGGAGAUUAUGGGCAAACUGACAGACUUUGCGAGAGAAUUCAAGGGAGUUUGAGAGAGAAUUUAAGAGAGAAUCUGAGAGAAUCUGAGAGCAGGAGUAACAGCAGCAGCACAGUCUGCCACGCAAAAAUACACAAGUUACAUGACAAAUGCAAUCAACCACCAGCACCCAAAAUACACACCACCAAGGGCAUCUACCUAUCAGGGGUGCCUACACUUUUUCAGCAUGUGAGCUACUUACAAAAUGUCCAAGUCAAAAUGAUUGACCGACGGUUACACCCUUAUCAUCAGAAAGCCCACUAGUCAGAAAGCCCACUAGUCAGAAAGCCCACUAGUCAGAAAGCCCACUAGUCAGAAAGCCCACUAGUCAGAAAGCCCUGUAGUGUACACAUUAGGGUUAGAUUUGUCUGGCUUUUGAAGUUUGACCAUGUGAAAAUUGAAAUGGCUGCUAUGACCUUGGAAAAUGGAUCAAGGUCAAAUGGCUGGUAUGGGACAAAGGUCAUGGUAGGGAUAAUAAUUUGGCAUAGUGAAAAGGAUCUUGUUGUAAAAAUCCUUUAUAUUAUAAGCAAAACUAAUUCCCAUUGAAAUGCAUUGGAAAAGUGAACUUUGCCCUAAAAGAUCCACAAAGUAGGUCACUGUGACAUAAUUCAAGAAUUGGAAAGAGAUAUUACCCUAAGGAAUCUAAAGACAUUCAUAUGGACUCUAAGUCAAACAGUCUAGAUUUGUCCAGCCAUGAUUAACGGACAGACAGACAGAUGGAUGGACGCCGGACACUGGGUGAUCGCAUAAGCUCAGCUUGAGUUUACAGCUCACAAGCUGAGCUAAAAAUGCCUUACAGUUGGUCCUUUUCAAUACGACCAGGCGGGAUACCCAGAACAGGAGCAUUUUUAUGACACGCCGAAAUAGUACAUAUACUUUAAGCUGAGCUAAAAAUAUCAAGGCCUCUUAUUUUAAAUUUUUCGCACAAUUGGAAGUUCGUAUAAAAAUUAAUGUCUUUAUGAACUUUGAGGUGAAAAUUUGGAAAAGUAUUUGUGCACGUUUAUUAUUGUGUAUAGUUAUAAUUGCACAUCCUCUGAAUACCUCAAUAAUUACAAUAAUGAGUUUGACGUAAAUAUUAACAUUGUUCUUCCAUAAAGUAAUAUAUUUGAAUUUGAGAUUAUGUGAAUACCAUGUACUUCAAGUCUAUGCAGGAAAUAAUAACUAUUUAUAAUAUAAUGUAAGUUUUUUGGUUUGUUUGAAUUUAUUUAACAGUAUUCAGUACUUUUUAUGAAACAUUUUCUUUAUACAUUGUACAGUCCUUGCAUCACCUGUUUAAUAAAAUGCUUUUUUUAUGUUA